AUGAACCCAGCAGACUCGAGCCAACUCAACCAGACCGUCACUGCUCAAAUCUCCGUCUCCGGGCUCGUCCCAUGCCCAGCCUCUCCCUACAAGAGAGGGUUUGUUCCACCUCCAGCACCUUACAAUGGGGACCUGGGAUCCUGUGGACUCGAAGGCUGCCCUCACCUCUGUGCUGCCCUCACCUCCGUGCUGCCCUCACCUCCCCUCACCUCUGUGCUGCCCUCACCUCUGUGCUGCCCUCACCUCUGUGUUGCCCUCACCUCCGUGUUGCCCUCACCUCCCCUCACCUCUGUGUUGCCCUCACCUCUGUGUUGCCCUCACCUCUGUGUUGCCCUCACCUCCGUGCUGCCCUCACCUCCCCUCACCUCUGUGUUGCCCUCACCUCUGUGUUGCCCUCACCUCCGUGCUGCCCUCACCUCCCCUCACCUCUGUGCCAACGCUCUACCAACUGAGCUACUGCCGGCUUUUGCCCUUGCCGACCUCUGUGUUGCCCUCACCUCCCCUCACCUCCGUGUUGCCCUCACCUCUGUGUUGCCCUCACCUCUGUGUUGCCCUCACCACUGUGUUGCCCUCACCUCCGUGUUGCCCUCACCUCCGUGCUGCCCUCACCUCUGUGUUGCCCUCACCACUGUGUUGCCCUCACCUCCGUGUUGCCCUCACCUCCGUGUUGCCCUCACCUCUGUGUUGCCCUCACCUCUGUGUUGCCCUCACCUCUGUGUUGCCCUCACCUCCGUGUUGCCCUCACCUCCGUGUUGCCCUCACCUCCGUGCUGCCCUCACCUCUGUGUUGCCCUCACCACUGUGUUGCCCUCACCUCCGUGUUGCCCUCACCUCCGUGUUGCCCUCACCUCCGUGCUGCCCUCACCUCCGUGCUGCCCUCACCUCCGUGCUGCCCUCACCUCCGUGCUGCCCUCACCUCCGUGCUGCCCUCACCUCCGUGCUGCCCUCACCUCCGUGCUGCCCUCACCUCCGUGCCAUGAUCAGUGCAGAAGAGGCCUUGUAA
Knipowitschia caucasica is the source of this 1002-nucleotide messenger RNA. The record is from the annotation of a GenBank genome assembly. NCBI's taxonomy places the organism in Eukaryota, Metazoa, Chordata, Actinopteri, Gobiiformes, Gobiidae.